AUGAAACUUUUACUUUUGGUGAGUAUAAUAUACAUAAAUUAUUUUUCCAAAAUAUGGGGUUACAUAAGUACAGUAAAAAUACACAAUUUGAAUAGCAUUUUAAAUAAGAGGAUAAUAAGUACUCGUAGGGUUAAUAUUGUAAAACUCAAUUUACAAAAUGACAACAAUAAUUAUGAUAAUAAUAAAAGAUUUUUUAAUAAUAGACCAGUAGUAGGUGAAAAAUCACUAAAUAAAAUUACCUUAAUUGGACGAGUUGGAUGUGAACCAGACAUAAAAAUUUUAAAUGGAGGAGAUAAAGUAGCUACGUUUAGUUUAGCAACAAAUGAAUUCUGGAGAGAUCGAAAUACAAAUGAAUUAAAAUCGAAAACAGAUUGGCAUAGAAUAGUUGUUUAUGACCAGAAUAUAGUAGAUCUGGUGGAUAAAUAUUUAAGAAAAGGAAGAAGAAUAUAUGUACAAGGGUCAUUACAUACAAGGAGAUGGUUUGGUAAUGAUUUAAAUAAUCAACCAAAACAAAUAACUGAAAUAGUUUUGUCCUAUAACAGAGGAGAUUUAAUAUUUUUAGAUGAUAGACGUAAUUUUAUGACACGAAACCCACCAAAUAUACAAUAUAGUGAAAAUCAAAAUAUAAAUAAUGAGAACAUAAAUAAAAAUUCAAAUAACAGUGUGGAUAUUAUGCCUCAAACGGAUGAUAACAAUAAAAGUGAUAGCCCAAAUGAUUUUGCACACGCCCUAGACGAUGGUGCUAAUAACUUUGAGGGGAUGGAUGAAGACCUUGACAAGGAGGGGAUAUACGACAAAAUGAAUACUCAGGAGUUCGAUGAGUAA
Molecule: messenger RNA, 825 nt
Organism: Plasmodium malariae
Lineage: Eukaryota; Apicomplexa; Aconoidasida; Haemosporida; Plasmodiidae
Gene: SSB
Product: single-stranded DNA-binding protein, putative
Exons: 1
Coding region: 1-825 (274 amino acids)
Biological process (GO): mitochondrial DNA replication; positive regulation of helicase activity
Cellular component (GO): mitochondrial nucleoid
Molecular function (GO): single-stranded DNA binding
Source: RefSeq, a predicted model, not a curated record